CAGGCGGGGGCUGGGGGUGGGGGUGUUGGCGGGGGGACCGACAACGACAGAGUGGUGGGAGAAACACCCGAAAGGACAAACAAAGCACAACCGAGCGUGCCUGCGACCAUGAGCGGCGCGCACCGUUCGCCAGAGUAGCGGCGGCCGCCGCCUCUAUGCCCGCGGAGCAAGUCGUGAGGUGUGGCUCGGAAACGCUCCGGGAAACCUGUCAGCCGAAACGACUUGCCGAGGAGAAGGAGGAGGAGGAGGAGGAGUUGCGGUGGUGGUGGAAAAAAUGUCCGCCUCGGUGGGGCCCCAGGGUGGCCCUCGCCCACCCACCGUGCCGACAGCCAUGCCGGAUCUGCCGGACCUCAGCCAUCUCACCGAGGAGGAGAGGAAGAUCAUCAUGGCAGUGAUGGCUCGCCAGAAGGAGGAAGAGGAUAAAGAACAAGCCAUGCUAAAAACACUGCACCAGCAGUUUGAGAGCUACAAACAGGAGGUGCGUCGCAUCGGGGCGGACACGCGGCGCCAGCCGACCCAGCUGAAGGAUGACGCGCCCACCUGCGGCAUCUGCCGCAAGACCAAGUUUGCCGAUGGCUGCGGACACCUCUGCUCUUACUGCCAGACCAAAUUCUGCGCUCGCUGCGGCGGGCGGGUCUCCCUGCGCUCCAACAACGAGGACAAAGUGUGUGUCAUAGUGAAGGACAGGGUUAUGUGGGUAUGCAACCUGUGCCGUAAACAGCAGGAGAUUCUUACCAAAUCAGGAGAAUGGUUUUCGGAGUCAGGGGUGCGGCCUGGGAGCCUGGGCACCUCCAUGAACAACCCAGCCCGUGUAGGUGAGACCCAACGGGACAGGAAGCUGAUCCGCUCCAGGUCCCAAGCCCCGCCCUCCAGCACCAACAGCAACGCGGGGCAGCUCGACGGGACACAGCCGGCCGCAGGUGUCACCGCUGCCAAGGGUGCUGACACCAUGCCCGGCUCGCGCUCCCAAAGCGAACCGCCUAAAGAAAAGAAAAGGCCAGUUUCCCUCCAUGAACAAAAUGGAAAGGGAGGCAUGGGGCGCGGUAGCGGCCGGAGGCCGGCUGGGAAGUUGCCAUCUCAGUCGUCCCUGGAUGAGCGAGUGGUUCCUGGGGACAGAGGAGAAAGACGUUUGGGAGAUGGACGCAGGCUGGAAAAAAUCCAUUCUCAGGACUACGAGGACAGGGAGGGCAACUCGGGCCGCUCAGAAUCCCACCGGAGACGACCGGAGGAUGAGGAGCAGAGGGAGCGGCAGCGCCGCGAGGAGGAGUUCCAGAACCGUUACCGAAGCGAUCCCAACCUGGCACGAUACCCGGUGAAACCACAGAAGGAGGAGCAGGAGAUGCGCAUGCACGCUAAGGUGUCCAAGGUCCGCCACGAGCGACGACACAGUGAUCUGGCAAUCAACGAGGUGGGACUCGGGCCCGGUGAAGGUGGAGGUGGUGGAAGCGGAGGAGGGGAUGUGCCUGAAAACCGUCUGGCCAGAAGGGGUGGAGGUGGGGAGGGAAACCACAAGGCCCUCGUGGAGAACCACCACGCCUUCUCUGUGGAUAGGACCGCGGGGGUUGGAGGGGGAGCUCAACCUGCAGGAGGUGGAUUGAGAUCAGGACCUCCACCUGAGGGGCCGGUGCCUCCAGAUUGGGGGCCGAACAAAGGCCGCCCGGAGCCCGGGACGACGCGGACACCGAGGGACAAGGGUGGGGACAGCCUGCUGAGGAAGGACUCUCAGAGCUCGGACCAGUCGGAGUCUCUGCGGCCGCCCCCUCCACGGUCAUACAAGAGCAAACGCGGAGUCAACAAGAGGCAGAUGUCCAUCAGCAGCUCAGAGGAGGAAGGCGGCUCCACGCCCGAGUACACCAGCUGUGAGGACGUGGACAUGGAAAGCGUCAGCGAGAAAGGUGACUGGGACUGUCAUUCUUUAGAUCCUACAGUUUGGCAUCAUCCGGUCACAUGGCAGCCGUCCAAAGAGGGUGACCACCUGAUCGGACGCAUCACACUCAGUAAGAGGUCAGCAAUGCCCCGCGAGGCCGGCUCCCUCCUCGGCCUAAAAGUGGUCGGAGGGAAGAUGACAGAAACAGGGAGACUCGGGGCCUUCAUCACCAAAGUCAAGAAAGGCAGCCUUGCAGAUGUUGUGGGACACCUUCGAGCAGGUGACGAGGUGCUGCAGUGGAAUGGAAAGUCGUUGCCGGGAGCAACUAAGAAAGAAGUAUACAACAUUAUCCUUGAAUCCAAGGCUGAAUCUCAAGUGGAAAUAGUAGUUUCAAGACCUAUUGGAGACAUCCCAAGAAUCCCAGAGUCAUCUCACCCUCCUCUAGAAUCUACAGGAUCCAGUUCCUUCGAGUCCCAGAAGAUGGAGCGACCCUCUAUAUCAGUGAUGUCUCCCACCAGCCCAGGGACCCUGCGAGACCUUCCUCUGGUACUGCCUGGACAGCUCUCUGUGAAGCUGUGGUACGACAAAGUGGGCCAUCAGUUGAUCGUCAACGUCCUUCAAGCCAUAGAUCUGCCACCCCGACCAGACGGACGGCCUCGUAACCCCUACGUCAAGAUGUACUUCCUGCCUGAUAGGAGUGACAAGAGUAAACGGCGGACGAAAACAGUGAAGAAGAGCGUUGAACCCAAGUGGAACCAGACCUUCCUAUACUCCCACGUCCACCGGCGGGACUUCAGAGAACGCAUGCUAGAGAUCACAGUCUGGGACCAGCCCAGAGUCCAGGAGGAGGAGAGUGAAUUCCUGGGAGAGAUCCUGAUAGAGCUGGAAACGGCCCUGCUGGAUGACAUUCCUCAUUGGUAUAAACUCCAAGCGCAUGACAUGUCCUCCAUACCUCUGCCCCAGCCCUCCCCGUACCUCCCACGCAGGCACGUCCACGGAGACAGCCCCAGCAAGAAACUACAGAGGUCUCAUCGCAUCAUUGAUACAGAGUUUGAUGAUGGUUUGAUGGUAGUAACUAAAGGUGCAGAGCGUAACUCCAGGGAGAGAGAGCGGGGCAGCACGUUGGCUGUGCCCGAGCAGCAGCGGCCCGUCCAGCACCGCUCCCGGUCAGUGUCUCCCCACAGAGAGGACUCCUGCAGGGCUCGGUCCCGGCCCGCACACGUGCCCAUGCAAAGGAGCCUGGAUGAGAUCCACCAGAAUAGCCACCAUUCCCACUCAAACCCCCGCUACCACGACUCCCGUUUGGAGCACCAACGCUCGGGUGACUCGGACUACGAGUACUCAGAGGACAGUGAGGUCCUGGAGAUGCACAGGUCUAUCCGUGGCGGGAGUGCCGAGUGCCUGCACACAAACAGGGGCAUAGGUAGAUACAGCAACACCCUACCCCCCAAAAUGCCCCUGUUAGUAAACGGUAUCCAUAAAGACAUUUACAGCUCCACCCUCCCAGCAUGCCUAAAGAGAAAGCCCCCGCUCAGGCAGGAAGGUGGCAGCACCAUGCCUCGUAGCAUCCUCACACACCGUGUGCUCAGGUUCACUGAUGAGGUCACGGUUAGCGACCUGCAGCCGCCGUUGGACAGAGUGAGGAGUGCCAGCACCACUUGUCUGAGACCAGACACCAACUUUCAAUCCCCUGACAGAGACAGGUGCUCCAACUCUUUGCCCCUCAAGACUCCCCCAAGCCCCAGGAUCUUAGUAGAACAUGUGGCCCCUGAGGAAGACAGGCAGUGUAGCAAUUCAUCAAGUCCAAACUGUCACAGGGCCAGCAAAAGAAGCCUGGAGGGGGACAGUCGAAUCCAGCCCACCUCUAUCCUGAGGGGCAGUAGGGGGAGAGGGGGCCCGCUGAGGCCCUUUGGCCAGACAGUCUUGGCCGGGUCCUGCCCAAACUCGCCACGACUAGAAAGAGCGCACCCUCACGGCAGCCCCUCUUCUCCAUCGGGGACGCCCUCAUCAGGUCGCAGGGGUAGGCAGCUGCCUCAGCUCCCUGCUAAAAGCAGCAGUAUAGAGCAAGCCCUCGCAGUAGAAGAGCGAGCCAGACAACUGCAGAUGAAAGUACAUUCCUACCGGCCUUCAGCUUCCCACGACCCUGAGACGGACCUCAAGACCAAACGGGAGAUGUACGCAGAGCAGAGGCGUAGCAGCGACAACAUGUCGGCCAGGUCGUCCGACAGCGAUAUGAGCGAUGCGUCGGCCCUCUCCCGUGCCAGCAGUGCCUCCCGUCUCAGCAGCACCAGCUACAUGUCUAUCCAAUCAGAACGACCCGGAGGACGACUCAGUCGGCAGAUGCGCUCGUCGGCCGGCCGCAGCAUGCUGAAGAGCUCCAGCGUGAGCGGAGAGAUCUACACCCAGGAGCGCACGGACGGCAGCCAAUCCGACACGGCGCUGGGCACGGUGGGCGGCGGCAGCAAGAAGAGGCGCUCCAGCCUCAGCGCGCGAGUGGUGGCCAUCGUUGGCAACCGGCGCAGUCGCAGCACCUCACAGAUCAGUGGCCCCGAGGGGAAGAGCAAGAAGGAGAAAGGUGCACCCAUCCAAAGGAGCACGGAGACGGGCAUGGCAGUAGAGCUGACCCGCAACAUGAGCCGCCAGCCCAGCAGAGAGUCCAACAACGGCAGCAUGAACAGCUGCAACUCUGAGGGGAAUUUGAUCUUCUCUGGAGUCAAUGUGGGGGCCAGCAGUCAGUUCAGUGAUUUCCUGGAUGGUUUGGGACCGGCUCAAUUAGUGGGAAGACAAACGCUGGCUACUCCUGCAAUAGGUGACAUCCAGAUUGGCAUGAUGGAGAAAAAGGGUCAACUGGAGGUCGAAGUUAUCCGGGCUCGAGGACUCGUACAGAAGCCAGGAUCCAAAUCCCUCCCUGCUCCAUAUGUCAAGGUGUAUCUGCUAAAUAAUGGAGCGUACGAAGCCAAAAAGAAAACCAAGAUUGCACGGAAAACCCUUGACCCACUGUACCAACAAGCCCUGCUUUUCGAGGAAAGCCCCCAGGGUAAAGUCUUACAGGUGAUUGUAUGGGGCGAUUACGGCCGCAUGGACCAUAAAAGCUUCAUGGGAGUUGCACAAAUUCUAUUGGAGGAGCUGGACUUAUCAAGCACAGUCAUUGGCUGGUACAAGUUGUUCCCCCCGUCAUCCUUGGUGGAUCCGACACUCGCCUCCCUAACGCGGCGGGCUUCCCAGUCCUCCCUCGAUAGCUCCUCUGGACCUCCUGGAGUCCGGUCAUAGUGGACCAACACCUCUACACCCCCCCCCCCUCCCCCCCACCCCUCCGACAAGUAACAAACUCAGAGACAAGACUAACAAAAACAAAAAGGUGGCGGAAAUGUAGAACAACAAGAACAAUCAGAAGCAUCCCAACCAGAAAGCUUUGUUGAGAUCUGACAAUCACUCCUGUCGUGGUUAUUUUUGUUGUAGGGAGCACCACAUUUCAGUGUGUCACAUUCAUCGGGAAAAUGUCAGCAUUUUUCUCCGUGUAUGCUGGAGAAGCUGGGCUGUCGACAGACAGCAAGGAGUAGCUCCCCGGGACGAGGGGGGGGCGGGGGGGGCGGGGAGAGAAGACAAGGAAUCAAAUAAAGCAGGGUGAUUUUUAACUGAAUCAACAAAUAGCAAAGAAAUGUAUGUUAAGCAUCGGAAUGUAUGGACUGGAGACAGAGGUGAUCACCCUCCCACGCAGUCUUCAUCUGCAGUGGCCUCCUCCAGAACCCCAACAGACUGCCGGCGCCCCCGCCCUCCCUGGCAGGGCGCUUACGUGUUGGUAUUCAGUCUGGAAGCACAGGGCCUUCUUCUGGUGCCUAGACCAUGGAGCAGCAUCACUGGUCCCUCUCUCUGUUAAAAAUCCCCCUUUUCAGUAUCUUUACCAUUUGACCGUUUUAGCGUGUUUGCUUUCUUGCCUAUUUCUUUUCCCCCCUUGUUACUACCGGCACAAAAUGUUUUAUAGUACGUAAAAUGCUCAUGAUAAUGUUGUCAGUCUGGUGUGUGCAUGGAGAGAAAAAAAAAACGAAACACAAUAGAUUAAAAAAAAAAAACACACGAUUAAAUGUCUGCAAGUGUUAUGCAGCGGGGAGAUGAUGACAGCUUAGAUUUUUACAUUUGACAGUGAGAUUAGCGUGCAACGUUGUUUUCCUUGUUUCACCACUGGCAAACGUCCAUGCCAGUUGUCUUUGUAUAGAUGUAUAUUAAGCCUCCCAGGAGGUUGACCAAUAAAUACAAUUUAUGUCACUUUGAAAUAUCACAAUUGUUCAACAUCACUGUAAAAAAAUACAAAAAAAGUCAAACGCAAGAGCGAGGGCCCCCUAAUAUUUCACAUUUUUUGGGGGAAUGCAUUCCCUCACCCCAGCACGUUUUUAUCAGAACCUUAGUUUGCAUUAGUUUGAAAUUUGAAGAAAAGCACAAGAGCUUGAUUUUUUACAACAAAAAGUUUGAACUUUUUGAGAAAAAACAAACAAGAAAAACAUGUUGUUAAAAAAAGAGGGUAAAAAGGCAACAAUCCUUUCACCGGUUCCAUUAAUUUCCUUGUCAAGUCGUUUGGAAAACAGACAAACAAACUGAAAAAUAAGAAUCACACACACACACACGGUGUUGCUCGUGCAUAUCUGUGAACGUGAAAGCCACCAAUCAGACCGAGCAGUGGUGACAGCGUCGCCACUGCCCGACCUGUGUUCGGCCCGCGGACUCCUCCCAGCAGGAGCGCGGCGGGGCCAGCAUGACUUUGGAACCUGUUCAGAGCUGCAUGCACAUUUUUGUAAAAAAAAAAAAAAAAAAAAAAAAAAAAAAGAUGCUGAACUAGAUACGUGUGUUAGUUCCACAUACUGUAGGGCCGCUUGUAUGUUGCAUGCAGUUGUACAGUUUGCUCGUACUUGAAUAUUAAAGACAUAAAACCAAGAAACCGAAGCCAUUCCCAUUACACGGAGACAUUUUAACACAACUGCAGUCGUGUCCUCAUCCCUCGGUCCGGUGCUGAAUGUCUCUAAAACUAAAUCCCAAGAUUACGUUGAUGUCUUUCCUCGACCCUCUGAUAGAUGCACAGGACUGUACAGAAGAGCUCGAGUGGACCUCGAAGCCCUUCAUACUGUUAUUCCACAUUAGAGGAGACCUCCAUGGGGCUGAGAUGAUGUAUAAAUAAAUAUCUACAAAUCAGAUCUACUUAUAUGGAAAUAUGAAUUAUGUUUCAACAUAAUGAUUUCAGAUACACCAACACCUGAACUGUUAAGAUAUAUAUAUAUAUAUAUAUAUAUAAAGAAUAUUGCAGAUACACAGAGAGUCACACACUGUAAAUACUCAACCACCAUUCCCCGGGAUUUCAUUGGGUUCAGUAAUAAUUGCAAUGGGUCCAAGUCAUAUGAGGAGGAGCGAUUAAUACGUCACUAGGGACCAUGCAGUGGGAUGAAACUAGGCGAUGGACUACUAAGUGUACCAUUAGUCUAAAAGUCAUCGUCUGAACACUUUGUGGUUCAAACACAAUGUCUGAACCCCCCCGGCCAUGUUCAGAUGAGUCGACCUUUCUUUUCACCGUCCGGUGAGGCUGUUUUUUCUUUUCUUUUCUUUUUUGUCAGUAUUAACAGGAAAAAAAAAUUGCUGAUUGUUUACAACUUCUGUGUUCCAAUGAAACAAAAAGAGAAUUAGAAAAAAAGUAAAGCAUUCACUGCAACAUUACUUGUUUGUAUAACAGAUGUGGCUCAAAUGAUGUGUAUGUUUUAUAUUUUAAAAAAAGGUUAAUUUUUAUUAUUUACAAAUAAAAAGAAUGUGUGAAAGAA
This is a messenger RNA of Pungitius pungitius (ninespine stickleback), 7665 nucleotides long. RefSeq names its product regulating synaptic membrane exocytosis 1b (gene rims1b). The coding region runs from base 275 to 5137 and encodes 1620 amino acids. Gene Ontology annotation, cellular component: presynaptic membrane; cytoskeleton of presynaptic active zone. The transcript is spliced from 34 exons. Gene Ontology annotation, molecular function: small GTPase binding; transmembrane transporter binding. Gene Ontology annotation, biological process: regulation of synaptic vesicle exocytosis; regulation of membrane potential; calcium ion-regulated exocytosis of neurotransmitter. NCBI's taxonomy places the organism in Eukaryota, Metazoa, Chordata, Actinopteri, Perciformes, Gasterosteidae. The record is from RefSeq and is a predicted model, not a curated record.